Messenger RNA from Maylandia zebra (zebra mbuna), 5128 nucleotides. RefSeq names its product ring finger protein 111 (gene rnf111). The record is from RefSeq and is a predicted model, not a curated record. NCBI's taxonomy places the organism in Eukaryota, Metazoa, Chordata, Actinopteri, Cichliformes, Cichlidae.
GCAUUGUAGAAGCGGCCAGCCAAGAGACGACCUGCUGGGUAAACAACAGUGGAUGCCUCGGAAGGCAGGAAUGGGAACUUCGUCGAGGGCAAACAGUGAGGUUUUUUUAUCUUGUCACAUAGAGAAAUAACACGGAGGUCGUAUUGUCUCGUCCGAGUCGUCUGGGUUUCCAUUUCGAGCCAAAAUGGCUGAUAAUAAUCGAGUAUUUACUGAGUGAAGUGGAGCUAGCAUUAGCUUAGCUCGUAGCCAUCCGGGGCCCACUGCCUUCGAUUUUGCUUCUCGGCACGGCUCGGGACUGUGUUGCCAGUUUCACAAUCCCGGCCGCUACAGUCCUCCGGGUCGCGAUUUCUGCGUGCUAGGCCUGCCUAGUUGCAGUUCGGGUAACACGUAGAAAACUACCUGUUUUCACUACUUGUCACUAUUUCCUGCAGGAUUCAACCCCGCAUGUUGCAAAAAGGACGGUGACACAUUUUGAAAAAAGGAUUUGGACACAGGUUUGGUGACAUGCAGUGGUGAGAAGCUUUGGAAUUAAUGCAAGUUCACUUGGUUUUUGCUCCUUGAGGUCAGACCUGCCACCAUGAAGAGUGAGGUGCCGUCUGAGGCCGCCAACAGACAGGAGCAUAUGAAGGAGCAACUGGUGAAUCCCGAACCCAUGGAGGCAUCCAAGAGCUUCCCUAACAACAUGGAGGUGAUUGGAAAAGCUGGCAGCGAUUUUGAAACUCUUUGUGAGUCGAGGCAUCGGCCCCUGAGAGACACAGGGACACAUAGAGACUCAGAACGGAGCUUUCCCGGACGUAGAAAACGAAAAGGCCAACAGGCAGGCCCAUCAGACUGCUCGCUCAAGGAUGGCCACAUCAGUGAGAGUUCACUGGCACCUCAGCGUCCCAGAGUAGAACUUUUACAGCAACCCAGCGAGGAUGAGCAUAAUCACGAGUCCUCUUUUAGUGACUGUGCUUCGUCCCCUUCAUCCAGCCUGCGAUUCGGGGACUCAGACACUCUUAGCUCGGAGGACGAGGGGGAAGCAGGAGCAACAGGAGGCCAACAUAAGGCCCCUGCCCUGACAGGAGGCGGAGCCACUGGAGUCGGCUUGCGCCCUGCUAUGGGCCGAACUCGGGGCAGCCGCACUCAUAACUGGGUGCGGUCUGAUGCUGAGCCCGUGCUGCUGAAGCGGGCGUGCCUGAGCAGCCGGCGGCCUCUACAUAGGAAACGCUUUGUGAAAACGGCUCCUGGAGGAGGUCAGCGGACUCAGAAGCAAAAGGAGAGACUACUACAACAGAGAAAGAAUCGUGAAAUGUUUGCACGCAAGAAGUAUGCUCUACACCACAGCACCAGUAGUUCCAGUGAGGAGCUCAGCGGCGACUUGUCCUCUGAAUCUUCUACUGAAGCAGAGGAUGAGAUGUAUGUAGAUGUCAGCAGCACUAGCAGCCAGACCAACAGUGCUGCUGUGGCCUCAGGUGCUCUGGACGAGGAUGUCGUGGUGAUUGAGGCGUCUCCAGCUCCCGCUCCUGCUGUCCCUGCAAGUGAGGAGAUCAAUGUGACCUCAACGGACAGUGAGGUAGAGAUCGUCACAGUUGGAGAUGGGUUCAGGUCACGCUCAGUGGGGGGUCUUGGCCGAAUGUGGGGUAAUAGUUGCUCCCAGAAUCGCCUCCAGGAGCCACGUGGACGUCACAGGCUCUCCACUGUUAUCCAACCGCUGCGGCAGAAUGCUGGGGAGGUGGUGGACCUCACGGUUGAUGAAGAUGAUCUCUCAGUUGUGCCAACAACCUCUGGCGGGAUUCAGCCUCAAACAGUCAGGUCGUCCUCAUCAUCAUCAUCAUCCCAUCAAGCCUCUACCUCAGAGCUCAAUGAUGCCCCAGGCCCUUCCACUAGCUGCCCAGGUUCAACACCUGAAAGUAUGCACACACAGAGGCCAAGUGGCUCUGCUCGCACAGGUCCAGAGGAUGACAACAGACCAGGUUUGUCAGGUACAACAGGAGAAAAUGCAGGCGUGGCCAUGCCUAGGCUCCCAUCCUGUUGUCAGCAGCACUCACCAUGCGGAGGCCCCUCCCCUGGUCACCUGCCCCUGAGCCACUCCCAUCCAAGUUGCUUGCAGGCGUCGUCCCCUCAGCAGACCAGCAGCUCUCAGCACAGCCACAGCAACACUCAACACUUUCUCCAUCAUGCCCACCACCCAGCACCGCAGCCCCCAGGCACCAUGCUUUUUCCGGAGCCGAUAUGCCCCGUGGUGCGACCCAGUGCUCUGCCCGCCCCCUGCGCCGGAGUCAGCAGCAGCAGCAACAGCAGUAGUAGCAGCAACGCAGCCCACUACCAUGACCAACAAACUUUGCCAGUGGACCUGAGCAACAGCAGCGUUCGGAGCAGUGGAAACAGCGGGGCGAGUUUCCAUGGCAGCACUUCAGCCUUUGACCCUUGCUGCCCAGGUUCCACCUCACGGCCCCCUGCUUAUGUUUCCCAGCCCACCCCUGGGCCCAGUCAGCCAAGUGUGGUGGACUCAUUCAACUCCCCUAUGGUGGCUCAGCCCCAGCCGCAAACACAGCCCCAGCCCUGCAGACAUUACAUGCACCCAACUUAUGGCCCUCUAACACGUUCACUGCAUCAUCAGUCCUCUUCCGCCUGUCCUCAUUCCCAUGGGAACCCCCAGCUUACACCUCAGACCCCAGCACAAGGUGAAUUUCUCAUUCCCCACACCUUUCAUGCACCUCUGUCAUCCCACCCGCCAGGCCACGCCGUGCCGCCCGCCCCUCCCCCGUCUCUGUCCACCCACCACCUCACUAAUUCAAGUGCCCAGCUGGCCCAACAUCUCCCUGCGGACCACCAGACCCUGCCGCACAUGUAUAGGAUGGAGGUUCAGAGGCGCAGGAUGAUGCAGCACCCCACACGAGCACACGAGCGUCCUCCUCCACACCCCCACAGAAUGCACCCCAACUACGGCCAUGGGCACCACAUUCAUGUGCCACAAACUAUGUCUUCCCAUCCUCGCCAGCCUGAGCAGAGAACAGCAUGGGAGCUCGGCAUCGAAGCCGUAGCGCCGUUCCCUUCAGGGCACCUGCACUCCCACCUGCCACACUACCACCCUCCCCCAAGACUGCACCACUUCCCCAUCCCCUUCAUGCACACUGGCAUAUCUGAAGUGACCUACCCGCACAUUAGGUACAUCUCAUCUAGAAUUACUGGCUUCGGAAGAAAUUAUGAGGACCUGCUGCAUUUAGAGGAGAGACUGGGGACUGUGAACCGAGGAGCCUCUCAGGGAACCAUAGAGAGGUGCACUUACCCACACAAGUACAAAAAGAAGGUGUUGGAGAGAGACAUUGACCAACAGUUAACCCCUGAAGCUUGGGCAUCUAUUGGGAAAAAUAUGCACGCAGACCCAGAAUCGAGAAAGCUGCACGGUAAGCAAGACGAAGACGAGGGGGCAGAUGAAGACACAGAGGAGAAAUGCACCAUCUGCCUGUCAAUACUGGAGGAGGGGGAGGAUGUCAGACGCCUACCGUGUAUGCACCUCUUCCAUCAGCUGUGUGUGGAUCAGUGGCUCCUCACCAAUAAGAAGUGCCCCAUCUGCAGAGUGGACAUUGAGGCGCAGUUGUCUGCUGAGAGUUGAUGCUGUUUUUUUUUUUUUCCCCCCUUUUUCUUUUCUAACAACCCUUUUGUUAAAAAUUUAUUUUGAGAUCAUAUUAAUUUCUCUUCAGUACUGCAGUCAACCAAAGAUGGCAUGAAUUACCCCUGCAGCAGCUCUACUGCAAGGAUAUUAAAAAAAAAAAGACAUCUGACAGAGAAAAAAAUAAAAGCAUUGAGCCUAGAGUGCCAGCUAUCACAUGUUACUACAACAGCUAGAAUUCUCCAUUAAGGGUUUAAGAUUUUAUUGUAUUUAUAAAGCUUUUAUGUAGCUUUUUUGAUCGUUUCCUCAAGUGUCAUUUGCGUUCUGUUUCUCUGCAUGUUUCCUCGCAAUGCAUUUCUUUGCACAUAUAACGUGGGCUCGACACGGCCUAACAAGUUGCAGGUGAGGAUAGCUGCUCUAGUAAAGAUGCAUUUCUGUAAACCCAAUGCCUCGCUUUACUAGAAUAGAAUGUCAACCUCCAGUUAAGGAAAAAAAAAGAAAAACAACAAAAAACAAAACAAACAUUGCAGGAUUCAUUUUACCAAUCAUUGUAUCAUUGAUUAGUUUAUGUUUAGAAGAUGUGGAUUGUUAGUGAGAGAUGUUUUUUUUUUUCCUUUCCUUUCUUUUCUUUUUUUUUUAAGUAAAUCAAGACAUUCCUAACUAGGGAACUAUGUUAACAGAUCAGCUGCUGUAUUAGUGCACACCCAGUAUUUCUAGAGUGGAAAUAAACUCAGAUGUUCACCUCACUCCCAGAAUAUGCACACGCUUUGCUACGAUUACACCACCCGCCCCUUCCCCCGUUUUCCAGCACCUUCAUUUUGACUACAACACCGUUACCGCCACCAUCCGAUGUAUUUUAGAGGACAAAGAAAAAAGAAUGUCACCUCCCUCUCUUUGACUGUUCUUUCUAAACCGAACGAUUGUCGGGAUCUGCUGUGAAUCUUUUCUUCAUUCUGUUUGGGGUUCCUUCCUGCAGACGGGCCUGCGGACGCUAGGUUUAUGUGAGGUGAUCUCAGGUCGACGCACGACCCCGCAACCUGGGAUCAUUUUGUCAAUUUGAAACUGGCAGUGGCGUUGAUUUCCUGUGUGUAUAUGUGUGCGCGCGUGCGUGUGUGCUCAGAGGGAAAUACACAGCUCAAUGGGAGAUGAAUAUUUACUGUUUAUUCUCACACGUCGAACCAUUUCACCCACCCUCCCUUUUUUGUCUCUCUGUAGUUGAGCAGCGGCGUCUGCUUUGGCCGCUGAGAAAAGAAAAGAAAAAAACACUAAUGCUGUCGACUAACUCACUCGCAUAGACUUGCACAAGAGAGAAAAGGGUAGGAGGACCGUAGUGAAUAUGACAGUGUGCUGAGGCCAUGUAUUUCCACUCUGACGAAUAGUAAAAACGGAAAAAUUACAAUUUUGAAUGGAGUGUUGAAAUGCAGUACUUAAAGCAGGUAGCCAUGCAUUCAUUGACUUAAAGGCACCAGGAUCAUAUUCUGUGGGAUUUCUAUUAGUUUUAAAAAAUGAUAUUAAUAAACUUGGAUAACUUAA